This is a messenger RNA of Acipenser ruthenus (sterlet), 4369 nucleotides long. It is a transcript of the gene b4galt1l, whose product is annotated as DP-Gal:betaGlcNAc beta 1,4- galactosyltransferase, polypeptide 1, like. NCBI's taxonomy places the organism in Eukaryota, Metazoa, Chordata, Actinopteri, Acipenseriformes, Acipenseridae. Gene Ontology annotation, molecular function: cytoskeletal protein binding; beta-N-acetylglucosaminylglycopeptide beta-1,4-galactosyltransferase activity. Bases 1149 to 2249 code for a protein of 366 amino acids. The transcript is spliced from 6 exons. The record is from RefSeq and is a predicted model, not a curated record. Gene Ontology annotation, biological process: protein N-linked glycosylation; carbohydrate metabolic process.
AGAAUAAAGAAAAAAUAAAUGUACGGAUAGACUGUCUAUUCUCUCGCACACUUUGUGUUGUUGCUCCCUGGGCGCACGUAUCCAGAGAAACUGCGCAGAUCUUCAAGAAUCUGCGUGAACGCAUCCAAUGUCUUUGCUAUUUCAGCAGUUUUUGUUUUUUUUAGCAGAUCAGUCGCCUACGUGUUGCAGAGGGCGUCUGUUUUUUAUUUUUUUUUAUUUUUAUAAAUAGUUAUUAUUUUAUGUACAUCCUAUGUUGUUAUCAAAGGUUACAUUCAUUUAACUAGUAUAUGGUUCAAAAAUUAAAUAAUGUCUGUACAUACUGUAUCAGAAUACCUUAGCUGUUCACAAAUGUUGUCCCUCUUUUAAAACUUUGAUCAUAACAAACACGCCUCCAGGCGGUUUCCCGUGCGCCUCUUGCAAAUUAGGAGGUGUUCAGCCUCAGGAAACAAAACUAUGCUACUUUGAGUCGUUGCAAUUUCCGAUAGUGAGAGGAAAGAUCUUCAGAAAAUUGUGUGAAUAGGUUAACAAAUUCUGAUUUGAUUUAGCAGAAGCAAGUCCCGGAAUAUUGGCCUGGUUUUCGUUACAAUCAAAACAUCCAGCCAGGAAAUACGCUAGUAAUAAGGGGUUUCCGUGACUUUCUGCAAUCGAGAACUAGUUCUACUAGAGAGAAAUGAACAAAACGGUGUGUUUGUUUCUUUUUAUAUAUCGGAAAAAAUAGGUCUAGUGCUAGAUGGUUAACCAAGGGACGACGUUAAAAGAGUAAAGAAAAGGAAAAUUAAACAACAAAUUUAACUACAAAUAUAACCACCGUAAUAAUAUCACCGCUUGGAAAUUAUAGGACACGGAAAGCCUGUUAUUGUAAUUAUUAUUUAUUUGGAAUAUUUUUCUGUGAAGGUACUAUUAACCUAAAAAAGUUAUUUUAUUUCUUUUUUUUUAUUUUCAUCUACUUUAAAAUGUACAUCUGAUGCCAUUUACUUGCCUUCAACUAAAGCUAUACGGGUUACAAUUCCUGCGUUGUGACAGUGAAAUUACAGUAGUGCGUUACAGUACAGCCAUACACAGUAUCGUAUGAAAAAAUAAACAUAAUAACUAGUAUACAACUAUACUGAGAUACACACGUUUUGGUUGAUCAGAAACCAGUAUAAAUAAUGCCAGAUUCAUCACCUGUCAAUCUGAACAUACCUGGCAGUUUUCUCCAGAAAACUUGCACAGUGGUUGUGGUUUUCUGUGCGCUUCAUCUCUCAGUUACUGUGCUGUAUUAUUUUAAUACUUUUGAAAUGAUUAAAAACAGCGUUUUUGCCCGAAACCAACAACAGAAACAUAUAAACUUCAGCACUGUAUAUCCCACCACCAUGUUGCAAAUCGCACCAAUAACAGAAACUACUGCAACAUUUAAAACGGAAGCAGAAGAAACCAAACGAGAAGAACUGGAACAAUGUGCCGAAACAUCGCCACUUCUCGUGGGCCCACUUAGGGUUGAGUUUUCCCAGCCAGUUGAUUUGGAGGAAAGCAAGAAACAGAAUCCAGCACUACAAGAGGGAGGCAGGUUUACCCCACGAGACUGUAAAGCUCUUCAGAAAGUGGCUGUCAUCAUUCCAUUCCGAAAUCGCGAGGAACAUCUCAAGUACUGGCUGUACUAUCUUCACCCCAUUCUGCAGCGACAGCAGCUUGAUUAUGGUGUUUAUGUGAUACAUCAGUACGGAGAAGAAACUUUCAAUCGGGCUAAGCUGCUGAAUGUAGGCUAUGCUGAAGCUUUGAAAGAAUAUGAUUAUGGUUGCUUUGUGUUCAGUGAUGUGGACUUGAUCCCAAUGGACGACCGCAACAUCUACAAGUGUUUUGGUCAGCCAAGACACAUCGCUGUAUCUAUGGAUAAAUUUGGCUUCAGUUUGCCGUAUCAACAGUACUUUGGAGGUAUAUCUUCUUUAAGCAAGGAGCAGUUUGAAAAGAUCAAUGGCUUCCCCAACAACUACUGGGGGUGGGGAGGUGAAGAUGAUGAUAUUUACAACAGAAUUGUUUCUAAAGGUAUGGGAAUAUCUCGCCCAGAUGGCAUUAUUGGAAAAUGUCGAAUGAUCCGGCAUAACAGAGACAAGAAAAAUGAACCUAAUCCACAGAGGUUUGAUAGAAUUGCACACACAAGGGAGACAAUGAAUGGAGAUGGCAUAAAUUCUCUGUCUUACAAGGUGGUUGAAAUUAAAAAGAAUACAUUAUUUACAGAAAUAAUUGUGGAUAUUGGCUCUCCAAGAAGGUAACCUCCAGUAUAUGCAAAUUUUGUUUUUAUAUAUAUAUAUAUAUAUAUAUAUAUAUAUAUAUAUAUAUAUAUAUAUAUAUAUAACAUUUCCCAAAAUGUGCCUUAUAAUUUACUGCAUGUAAAUAAAAUGUUGUUUGGCUCCUGAGAUUGUGGAAUCCAAUCAUACAGAGUUUCUGUUACUGUAUAUUGCUCAAAAAUACUGCUGCGUCAGUUAAUCCAAUUCUUGUUUUAAAUAACUGGUCAGUAGUGACAAAAGGGAUAUGUGUUUAAUUUGUAUGUAAACUGACAGGACAAAAAAAGAACCCUCUCUGCAACGUCAAUAUAGAUCUGUAAUCAUACCGGCUCCAAACCGGUUAUAUCUGUUGCAACAUACCCAGGGAAGACCCUUCAUGCUUCGCUGUUUGCACCACACACACACACUGUAGAUGUUAAGCUUCAUUGGAGUUGUCACACCCCACCCAAAAAAAAAAAAAAAGAAGAAGAGGCAGAGGCAACGAUGUGCUCUGUGAUUCAUAAAUGCAAAUCAACCACAACACUCAAUAUUUGUCCAAGGUGUAUGUGUGUGUGUGAUUUCUGUGUAUGUAAAUAUAGGGUAGUGCAGACAGAUUAUUUCAAUUUAUGAUAAUGAUUGUACUCUUGUUGGCAAAUCUGGAUAAUCUGUGUAAAACAUUGAGGAUGAUCAUGGUUGUAUGAAUGGUUUUGGUCUAUCCAUAUAUUUCAGGUAGAACGCCUUCUUGUUUCUGUCUGACACAAAAUUUAAAAAAUCUAAAUUCUCUGCACAUGUAGAGCAAACCCUGAGUAAGUGGUUCACCAAUGGUGAGUGUAGGUGAUCGUAAAGAUGGGUCUUUGUAUGUUUGCACACACUUUUAUAUAGAGACAUUGGAAGAUUUUAAAUAAUUGCUUUUCGGGAAGUAUCAUUGAGCCUGUAUCCCAAUGUGAUUGUAGCUUUAGUAUACAGAACUCUGGCUGCUGAUUCUAAAUUAUGCAGUCUGCAAUGCAGCCAUGCUGUAAUGCAAAAGCAAAACUGAGGAAGGAAUACAUAAAGUUAUAAAAUCAGCAAAUUCCUCUCUGACAAUUUUCCUUUACUCAGUGUCUUCAUGUUUUUGUGUCGCAUUGUAUUAAACAACUCUCGAUUACAGUAGGCAAUAUAUACAACACCUAUAUGUAAUUUUAUCUUUUAUUGUAUAUGUAAUUUUAUUUAAACUGCAGUAAAACAGUUAAUGGAUAAAGUUUACUUUUUUCCUUUUCAUUAAAGGCAUUGAAAUGUGCAUUAAUUGCCCUUUUAUACCUAUUAUUGUGUCGAAUAGAAAUAUGUCUAAUGUUGAUGCUGUAUCUGUAUCAAUUUGUAAUAUCAAGUUAUUUGAAUAUCUACAUUUCAACAUUUAGACAGCCUGUAGAUGUGGGUCUAGCUCGGUUAUUUAAUUGCAGUGUCAAAACUUGUAUGUUGUGUUAUUUUUGUAACUACAAUCUAAGACUUCCAGCUCAGCCUCUGCAAGAUGUUCUAUAGAAUAUUUCAACUAUGCAGUGACAUAGGCUUUAUUAGGAAAUAGUGGUUGUAUUGAUCUCUUAUAGACAUGCUAUGACCCCAUAAAGGAGCUAAAUAACCCACCCCACCCUACCAAUGGCCAGGUAUGCUGUAUUGCUCAUAUCUGUGAACUGAUUUCAGGUCUCACUGGUUCAAGUGGUAAAACCGGAAAAAACGUGUUUGGUGUUUGUUUUGUGGUCUUGUCAAAUGUACCAUUGUUUUCAAAUGAAUAGCUGUGCUGUAUUUUGUUUGCAGUAGAAUGGUUGUAAUAUAGUGAUAUGAUUGUAACCAUAACGUUGUCUUGGGUGUUGCAAGGAUGUUGGUUUGUAGUUUCUCUGGGGGAAUUAUGUGCUGUUCUCAUUUUUCCCAUCAGCAAACUGCUAAAUAAAUACCAGUCAUUUUCAAUUUGUUAACAGGCAGAGAAAUUGCAUGUACCCUUUUGUUGCCCCUCCUCCACCCCCAGUCCCUUCAAACCGUCAUCGUUGUGACUUUCUUAGUUUAUAGAGUAUGCAGUGAAAAUAUAUGUUUGUUGUGGUGUGCUGUUAUGCAAAAAUGUAUUAGUUGGAAUAAAAACAUGUUUAUUCAGUCAAAACAAA